Molecule: messenger RNA, 1141 nt
Organism: Stegodyphus dumicola
Lineage: Eukaryota; Metazoa; Arthropoda; Arachnida; Araneae; Eresidae
Biological process (GO): regulation of DNA-templated transcription
Cellular component (GO): nucleoplasm
Source: RefSeq, a predicted model, not a curated record
ACUGUCAGGCCCAAAUACGGCUACUGAAUGGGCAAUUGAAGGCAGGCGACUUGUGCCAUUAAUGCCUCGUCUUGCACCACAGACUGCCUUUACUGCUAUUGCUGAUUCUGUUGCAAAUGCACAAGCUGCCAAAAAUGCAACUCUGCCUUUGCCUGGAAAAACUGGCUGUAGAGAAAUGAGCAAUGGUGGGGAAACAAUGGUCAGCCGUAAAAGGAAAGAACUGCCUACUGAUUCAACAGAAUCACCAUCAAAAAUGAGUGCACCAGACAACCAGUAUUUAAACAAUUUAUUCCCUUUUGAAAGUACUAAUUCAUCAGUUCCUGAGCCUUCUCAACUGCCUGUUUCACAGAGUUGUGAAAGUUUUCCAGUUACUGAGAGUGUCUCUCAAGUUUCAUGUGCAGACUUUAAUGCACCUAAAACCAUGUCUGUAUUAACAACAUGUGUUACUUCAGCUUCAUCACCAAUCAAAUCUUCUCCAAAGCAGGUAAUGUUAAAGUCAUCAUCAACUGUUACUACAUUUUCAACCUUUGACCAAUUAUCAACAAAUUUGUUAGCAAGCAGACCUACUUCGCUAUCUUCUGUUACUACAGUAGCCCAGGAAGAGCAAGUUUCUACUGUCUCUGAUGUUAAAACUACAUGUGAGUUAAAAAGUACUAUGAGAUUGUCACCAUCAGUCUCAUCUAUGAAACCAUUGUCUUCCAUAACUACUGUAUCGACUCCAUAUUCAAAUUUGAAUGCUGACAAGAUGCGCCUUCAAAUCAAAUUGAAUAUGGUUUCGGACAUGUUAUCUCAGAUUGAAUCGUUGCAACUGGAAUAUUAUGAUGUCAUUGAUGAUGAAAAUUUAUCGAGUGGGGAUUUAGAAUUUGAAGAAAUGAAAGACCGUUUAGAAGAAACAAACUAUAAGAACUUUAAAACAGCUUUGGAUGAACAGCAGCAAUACCCUUUAGCUUCUGAAGUAAUUCUUUCUGACAUCUAUAUGGACGACAUAGUCACAGGAGCCUCUGAUUUUGAGUCUGCUAUUGAAUUAAAGAAUCAACUAAUAAAGAUAUUCGACAGCCGUGGAAUGUCUUUACACAAAUGGCAAUCUAACUCUAAGAAUGUAUUAGACACUUUAAUAUCUAAGGAAAAAAUUUCACUUUGA